Molecule: messenger RNA, 9461 nt
Organism: Macrosteles quadrilineatus (aster leafhopper)
Lineage: Eukaryota; Metazoa; Arthropoda; Insecta; Hemiptera; Cicadellidae
Gene: Megf8
Product: multiple epidermal growth factor-like domains protein 8
Exons: 45
Coding region: 119-8614 (2831 amino acids)
Molecular function (GO): calcium ion binding; protein binding
Source: RefSeq, a predicted model, not a curated record
GGAGAUUUAAAAUUUUUGUUUGCUGAUUAAGUAAACAUAAAGUGUGAUGAUAUUAUAGAACAAUUUGUGUUAUUGGAACCAUCAAACUUCUUUCAGGCUCAAGUUGAAGCAUGCCGUGAUGGAGCAAUGGCCUCUGCUGGUGUUGGUGCUUGUUGUGGGGCCGCUGGGACGAGCGGUGAUGCACAGCGGAAGCUCAGGACCUUGUGAUAGGACAAGAAAAGUUCACACGGAUACCUGGGGUGUCAUCACCGAUGGACCUCCAGGCUCCAACUAUACUCAGAACUCUCACUGCGAGUGGCUCAUAAAAGCCAACAGCAGUGAGCAGUUUAUAUCACUCAAUUUUACUCUGAUGGGAACGGAGUGUUCGUAUGAUUAUGUGUACGUUUACGACGGAGACUCAUUCAACUCCCCUGUUCUCGGAAGUUUUAGCGGUAGAACUCGCCCCCAAACUGUUGUUGCCACUUCUGGAUUUAUGUUGAUACUGCUAUACAGCGACACAAACUACGUAUUGGAUGGAUUCCGAGCCGAGUAUUACAUCACAGAGUGCCCAGCAAACUGUUCGAGUCACGGGACAUGCUUGGCUCACUCAUGUAUCUGUGAGAGUGGGUGGGGAGGAGUGGACUGCUCUCAGCCUCUCUGUCCCGACCACUGCGGCGUCUCCAAGGGCCGAGGACGAUGUCUCUUGGGUCGGUGUCAUUGUUUUACCGGAUACUCUGGCCAAGCAUGCAGUUUGUACAAGGGCGACCCGGUGGGCAACUCGUGGCAUCAUCUGCACAGAGAAGGUGUGAACGCUCGAACUGCACACUCGGCCAUUUACAUCUCCGACACCGACGCUCUUUACGUGUUCGGAGGUUACAACCUGAACACCAUUCUUGGAGACUUGGUGAUUUUCCGCUUCAACCACAGCCAGUGGGAGGAUGAAGACGGGAAAAUAAUAAGUAGUGUUGUUGGUGCGAACGAUAAAUUAGACGCCAAAAGACUAGCAGCCGUUGGAAGAUGGGCUUCUGUCGGUGGUGGGGAGGAGUGGGGGUUGCAUCACCGUCAAAAUUUUUUCUCAACCUUGUUGUUCACCUCGACCAAUGUCAAUAACAACUCGAGGACACAAAAACAGCCUGAAGGUCAAAGUGCGAGAUUCCUUAGACAUGUUGGUGUCGAAGAGUUCACCCUGGGAAAGCCGACACCAAGGUACUCCCAUGCAGCUAGUAACUACCCCGGAGGCUUCGUGCUGCACGGAGGCGUUCUGGAGGACGGCAGCUUAGGCUCGGACUUGUGGCUGUACCAGGUGGUGGGGGGUAGAUGGACGCGGAGAGCUGUGAACUCUGCACUGCAGCCUCCACCACUGGCCCGCCACACUCUCACUCUAGCAGACGACGGCUGGUUGUACAUGGUCGGAGGAUCUACUGAACAGGGGAUGUUCUCCCCUAAGAUAUUCAGGAUAAAACUGUCCACAGUGGGAGGAACAGAGGAGUGGGAGGAAGUAGUUCCGAGAGGAGGCAAGGAGCUUGAUGUCCGAAUGGUGGCUCACUCUACAGUGUAUAAUCCUCAGGCUAACACACUACUGGUGUACGCUGGGAUUGUGACCAACGUUGCUCGCUUCAGCAAGCUGAGUGACCGUAUGUUCUCCUUUCACCUGGAGAGCCGCCAUUGGGCAGAGAUUCAUUACCCUCGCUCGGAAUUGCGAGACAACUACCUACCUAGAGAGCGAGCCUUCCACAGCGCCACUGUUAUAGGUAACUACAUGGUCGUGUUUGGAGGUUACACGCAUCGUCACAACCGAGAGGAGAUUUGUUACGACAAGCAUCUCUACUUGUACCACCUCGGCUGUCACACAUGGGUGACUCACGACAUUCUGGACAACACCGUCAACUCCUCCCACUACCCCAAGGUGCAGGGUAUCUUUGGUCAUGCGGCAGCUCUGCGUAACGGCAACACACUGCUGCUGUUUGGUGGUUACCACGGCAACGUCAAUGCAGACCUGCUGGCCUACGUCAUGCCACCUACAGUAGCUGUGCGACAUGGUGAAAAUUACGACUCGGAGCAGCUUUGUAGCAGACAUCACAGCCUGGCUGCCUGUAGUGGAGACCCAGAGUGCGGUUGGUGCUCGGCUGAUGAAGUUUGUUACGGUAGAAUGUUAGGUAUAAACUGCACCACCAACCUGCAGACCACCAGAUGUCCUGGGGUGUGUCCUGCGCUGGGAGACUGUCACAGCUGUCUACUCCACGGCAACCCUCACGGACUGACGUCAGUGGCCCUCAAACUGCAUCUGGGACACUGUACGUGGUGUGUGCAGAACGCUAGGUGCCACCAUAAAGAUGACAACUUUGGCGUGUGUGGUCUGAAGGACGACACCCCGUCGCAGGAGGCCGGGUGGUGGGGAGACAAGGGACAGGAGGUGAUGAGUGCCGACGUGUGUAGAGAGCUGGACCGUAGACCCGGCCUCACCUUCCUCAAGUACAAGUACCCGGCCAACUGGACCCAACCUGACCAUGUCAGCAUUAUCAACGCAACCACAGCAGACUUCAACGCUCUGAGUGCAUCAGUGUCUAGAACCGAGCAGAACCUUGGGGGUGAAGUGACAGCUCGACUUCUGGGGUUUCUCCGGCCGCCUCAGACGUGGGAAAACUCCCAGGAACAGUUGAGAAUCUGCGUCAGUCACUCCAACGCAACGUUGCGGCUUGCAAGUCUUACCAGCCAUUUGGAAGUAGUGGCCAACCUGAGUGCAGAACAGACACACUGUGUGGCUGCUCUCUGGCCCACUGGUACCCCUGCAGUGCUGCUACCUGGCAGGUACCUCGUAGACUACGAGUCUCGCAAGAACAUAUCCAUCAGUCAGUACCCACCUAUACACUCUCACUCUAAAAUGGAGUUGCUCCAUAACAAAACCCACGAAACACCAAAGGUGUUUACGUUCGAGUACCUAGAACCCUUUGAGGGCAACGGCAGCUGCAGUCAGUACACCAACUGUCUGCACUGCCUCAGCGACUCACUAUGUGGCUGGUGUGAGCCGACCAACGAGUGCCAACCUCGCAGCAGCGACGAGCGAGUUACCUGUCGCUCACCGUCCUCGUCACAGUGGCACUACCUGACCAUCGUACCGUCUCACUGCGCCAACUGCUCUAACUACGUGGACUGCGAGGCCUGUGUAGACACGGGCAUCUGUGAGUGGUGGCCUGACGACGCUAGGUGCUCACGCAGAGGAAGGUCUCCAGCAGGAGUGGUGGAAGCAGGCAAGUGCCCUCCUCCGUGUUACAGUAGAGCCAACUGUACAGAUUGUUUGGACGGCAACGGACGCUGUGUGUGGUGUCAGGCCACUCAGGAGUGUUUUGCAUUCGCCGUGUACACAUCACAAUACCAGUUUGGUCUCUGCAGAGAGUGGCUGGACCAGACGUACCACUCGCCUCACUCACUGGCGCCACGCAACCACGCCAGUGCAGCCUGCGACGUGUGCGGACGACACGCAAACUGCUCAUCCUGUCUGCGCACGCUGGGCUGCGGCUGGUGCUACGACCUGGACAAUCCCAUACAGGGUGUCUGCGUACCAGGCGACUUUAGCAACCCUCAUGUUGAGUCGUGCGCCGGUGUGGUGAAUCGAAAGCACAACAUGUCACUGUACAGUGAUGAGGUGAGCUGGUCAUACGCCCAGUGUCCAGAUGUAGACGAGUGCGGACUGGGACUCCACGAUUGCCACCCCGAGGCCAAGUGUACCAACACGCACGGAUCGUACAGUUGUCAGUGUCGACGCGGCUUCAUCGGUGACGGCAAACACUCCUGCACCAAGACGUGUUACAACAAGUGUAUCAACGGCUACUGUGUCGGGGCACCGCAGUACUCCUGCAAGUGUGACCUUGGCUGGACAGGACCUGACUGUGGUACCAACUGUGGAUGCAACAAUCACUCGACUUGUACACAGGGUGUUGGAAUCUGUGACAGUUGCCACGACUGGACUACGGGAGACCACUGUCAAUACUGCAAAGCUGGAAGUUAUGGCAACGCCACGUCACCAGGCGGUUGCCGAGGCUGCAAUUGUAACGACCACGGCAACGGAGCGUUGGGAUUCUGUGACUCGAUCACUGGAGUGUGCUUCUGUCAAGACAAUACUGAGGGCCCAACUUGCAACAAGUGCAAAAAAGGCUACUACGGAGACCCAAGGAGGGGAGGCACUUGCUACUACCAGUGCGUGGCCCGAGGGAUGCUGACCAGCACAGAGAAGCAAGGUCUAGGGUCUCGGCUGGCAGAGAUGAGUGCGUGGGAGUCUCGUCAGGGGCCGCCAUCUCGUGAAUGUCUGUGGAUCAUCAGUCCUCACGAAUUGCACAACAAGACUGACGCGUCCAGUGUGAUACAGUUGACCAUAGACUCGGACAUCGCAGUUACCUGUGGAGACAACAGUGUGUACGUGUACGACGGACUGCCAGAUUUUGUGUCCAUGGACAACCACCAGAGUCAUGUGCUGGGAGUGUUCUGCUCACAGGAUACGUCGUACCCAGUCACCGUGGAGGCCCGUAGUGGGGUGAUGACAGUUCACUACAAGCAGGGUGAUCCUCUGGAAGGUUUCAACGCCACCGUGGAGGUGCUGGGCUGUCCAGAGAAGUGUCCUCGCAACAGAGUGUGUCGCGCAGGAGUCUGCGUGUGUCCGGACGGCUCCACAGGUCCUGAGUGCAACGACCUUCUGUGCCCCAACAACUGCACAGCCGACUUGAAACAGGGCGUUUGUGACAAGGGGUACGGACGAUGCCUGUGUGUAGAUGGAUGGGGCGGACCUCAAUGUGCGACCAGACUUACACCCAACCAUCUGGUGUUCACCGAACUGUUCAACUCAGCCCACCUGGCUGAUAGUCUCGACCACCUGCGGAAGAUGCUGCCUCGGUUUGGUCACUCUCUACUCACGGACAGACGAGGGUCACUGUGGUUGUUUGGAGGUUAUUCUCUAUCUCACGGUCCUCUCAACGACAUACGCUUGUUCGACACAAAGAACAACACUUGGAUGCAGGUGACCAUCGAUUCUACCAAUGACGCCAACAUGCCGCAGGGCCGAUACUUCCACGCAGCCGAGAUAGUUCACUCCAAGCGGGAGAUCUUUGUCUACGGAGGGCUGACUCAGAAACUGACCAUGGCUGCCGGAGCUAACAGCACGCUCAACGACUUCUGGAAGUUCAGCCUGAAGAACCAACGAUGGAUAGAUAUACAGACAUCACAGACGUCACUGUCCCCCCCACCCUUGGCGGGGCAUACACUGACACUGCGGCGAGGCACCGAGACAGAGAGUCUGCUGCUGAUCGGCGGCUUCAGUCCGGACCAUGGCUUCUUACACCAUGUGUGGGAGUUUGACCUGACUACUGAAACCUGGACUGAGCUGGAAACCUUCGGCUACGGACCUCUUGGUGUGUACGGCCACAGUACAGUGUACCAUGCCCCUACGUCCAGUUUUUACGUGUUUGGGGGUUACAUGUAUUCCGUCAAUCGAACGUUCAUUUCCAACAAGCUGUACACCUUCCACUACCCAUCGCAGACCUGGUCAGUCCUACCAACCUUCGAGGAGUACAACCCUCCCAGGAUGCAACUGCCCCAGCCCAGACUACUACACACAGCAGUGUCUACAGAUGAGUACAUGUUGGUGUUCGGAGGUCGCAGCAUCACUCCCACCACCCACGACUCUCUCAUCGCCUACUCCUACGCCUGCAACCAGUGGAUCAGGCUGCUCUCCAAAGAUGUGCUGAGUGUAGGCAGUCCGCCUCCGUCUACAUACGCCCAUGCCAUGACACUAGACCCUGAGUCGUCCAACACCACAGUGGUGUACGUGAUGGGAGGGUUCACGGGGGGUGUGCAGAGUCACGUCACCAGGAUAAACCUUCCGGCCGACCUCUGUAGACUGUGGACCAACAAGGACAAAUGCAGGUCGUUUCUCGGAUGCUCGUACUGUGCGGUGAUCAGUGAGGCCGGCAACUCUACGAGUUACUGCUACAGCAACUCACGUGGUGCGCUCAACGACCCCUGCCGCGGCCUGCAGGGCACUCACAAGACCAACAACGGUGUCAUGUGCAGUCGAGAGUUCCUGGCGCAGCGCACAUGUGAGCAGUACACCUCGUGUAGUGACUGCCUGGCGAGGUGGCCCAGCCACUGGGAAGAACCUCCGGUGUGCAAAUGGUGCAGCAAAUGUUCGCGGGCGCGCUGCAUCUCCGCCACAGCCGAGUGUGACAGAGACAACAAGUGUCGCAGUGUUACCAACGUGACACAAUGUACAGAGACACAGUGUGCGGCCAGCGACUGUAACAAGUGUCUGGGUCUGGGCAACUGUCUUUGGACCAGACAAGUAUUGCUGACACCGGAACAGGGAGUGAAGGUAGCAGAAGAUCCGGUGUUUGACUGGAACUGCGUCGCGCAGGACUUUGCAGACAGAAUCAGCAUCAAAAUGAAGAGCAGCGGCGCAACGUGUCCUGCACGUUGUAGUCAUCACAAAGACUGUGACACCUGUCUUACGUCUCAGGGUGCCGAGGGAGGGUGGCACGAGUGUCAUUGGUCGACUGGCCUCAAUGAGUGUAUCACUCCGAGCUACCAACCCUUGUACUGUGCCGGAGGAGUGUGUGGACUGGUCUUAUCAGGAGGAAACAACGAGCAUUGUCCCCAGGCGUGCUCCAGCUACAAGCAGUGCUCUACAUGUCUGCGUCAUGCCCAUUGUGGCUGGUGUUCUCUGGACGGAACUAACUCAACUGGACAGGGAGUGUGCUACGAAGGCUCAUUAGAUCGGCCAUCGUCAGGACCAGAACGUACUACUUGCGAGCGGCUCUUCGAACAUGAACAUCCUACAGUCACUCUUAUCGUGGAGGCCUCAUUCUCCUGGCAUUACGUCCGAUGUCCGCCCGAGAACGAGUGUGAGAACGGCCAUCACAGCUGUGACCACGUGAGCGAGCAGUGUGUCGACCUGCCGCAGGGCUACAAGUGUGUGUGUGGUGUCGGCUACCGAGCGGAGAACAACGAUUGUGUUCCGGUGUGUCCUAAGGGGUGUGUGCGAGGUACUUGUAUCGCUCCGGACCACUGCCGUUGUGACUUUGGCUACGUCGGAGCCAACUGUUCCAUCCAGUGUCAAUGUAACGGUCACUCGGAGUGUGAAGGACCUGACAAGCUGGACCACUGUCUCAUGUGCCAUAAUAACACUCAGGGAUCGCAGUGUCAACACUGUAGGCCGCUGUACGUCGGAGACCCGACAGAGGGGGGAGAGUGUGUCCCUUGUGUAGACUAUUGUAACGGCCACACUCACGUCUGUGUCAACGAGAGUCUUAAAGACUUCCCCUUCUCCCCCUCCACCCCAAUACAGGAGCUGGUGGAGUAUUUGCAAGACGGACCUACCACCAGAGCCAAGUGUGUGUGGUGCGGCAACCACACGAUGGGCGACAAGUGCCAAGACUGUGUGGAGGGAUACUUCCGAGGCACAGAGGACCACCGCGCCAGCUGUCGGCCGUGCGAGUGCCACGGUCACGGAGACACGUGUGACCCGGUCACUGGGGAGAAGUGCAACUGUGCAAACAACACAGAGAGUGACCCCACGUGUCAGUCCAACAAGAACAGUCAUCACUGCUGGGCGCUGCAGUGCUCCAAGUGUAGAGAGUCGUACUCCGGCACACCCACGGAGGGCCAUCAGUGCUACAAACAGAUGAGUGUUGACUACAAGUUCUGUCUGGACGCUAAGCUGAUAGAGGAGUGCAAGAUGAAGCCUAAGUCCCUAAAUGUUGCUCAGACUGUAUUUUUCAUGGUUCAGCCGAGGUUUAUGAACGUAGACAUUCGCCUGACAGUAGAUGUGACGCAGGGAGGGCUGGACUUGUUCCUUAGUCCAAGGGAUGACACUUUUGUGGUGGAUGUUAACAUGUCUACUGGAGCUCACACUAUAAACAUGGACCCCAGAUACACGUGGCACCAUGGAGAUGACAGCGUACAGUUGGAGAGUGAGAACGGUUCAUCCAACGUGUGGCACUCUGGUCAACAGUUCCAUGUAGUGAGACACAACGCCAAGGGUCUCACCACGUUCAUCACACUGAUGCAGCGCAACACUCUGCUGUUCGUACACAACCUGACAGAUCGGUUGAUUCUCACAUUGCCUGAGAAGGUGCACGACCUUGGCUCAACCAGGUUUUACAUCGCGCUCACAGCGGUCGGACAACCCGCAUAUGGCACUGUGUUCUUCCGUCAGGACCAGUUGCACAUCGACCUGUUUGUCUUCUUCUCCGUGUUCUUCUCUUGCUUCUUCUUGUUCUUGGCAGCGUGUGUUGUCGCGUGGAAGGCAAAGCAAGCGGCUGAUGUGCGUCGGGCUAGACGCAGGCAUGUUGUUGAGAUGCUACACAUGGCGAAACGACCUUUUGCGUCGGUCACGGUUAUGCUGGAUCCCAGCCGCAGUUCGCCUCAGAGAGCGCGCCGAGGUCGCAGUCGCCCACACGGAGAGAUCCGUCCUGUGGCUAUUGAGCCUACGGACGACGGAGUAGCAGCAGUGGCCACCGUGAUUGUCAAACUGCCUGGCAACAACAUUCCUGUCAAGAUGGCUUUGGCCUCGACGCUCAUCCUGCUCUCCAGAGUCUACCCGACAAACAACCGAGCGUUUCUGCGGAGACGGAGCAGCCACAACUCGUAGUCACGUGCGGUGAGCUAGCGGAGAAGUUGUUUGUAGGCAACUUGCUUAUUAAGUUUACCUGAUUUGGCACGGUAAGAGGAUACUGAAUUCUCAGAUUAAGAGGUAGGUGACCUGCAAUAGUGAUAAGGUUGGUUUGAUUUGCUGACCUUUUUAUUCUGAUUCUCAAUUAUGGAGGAUUUGUUGGAUUUGAGAUGCAUUUUAAAGCAAGUUUUUAAACAUUUUAGUCAACUCCGUUUUAUAUAAAUCGAUAGCAGAUUUCUAAAUGCUUUAAAUGGAUUCUCUAUUUGCUUUGGUCUAGAUCAAUUAUAAAAACAUUGUAAUUGUUUAGUAUCAAAACUUUUAAUAUGUUAAUUAAAAUUCACCACUUUUUAAUUAAUAACAAAUUUUUACGAGAUCGUAAAAGUGUAAAAAGGUGCAAAUAAAUCUUGAGACUUGCGUGUCAGCAGGAGUACAAUACUUGUGUUUAGUUGUAGAAUCUAGUCGUAGAACAAUUUAACGUCCAAUCGUCAGUGUUUCGUCGUAAAUACGAGACUGUCCGUUACUGUGCUUUCAUUUUACGCUGUCCAACGGCGGUUAUGUCUUUUAUAAGAUGGUGGUUUGUAAUAGUAGUUGUUGAAUCUAUUUUUUGUAUAAGUGGUGCUGUUGUAUACAUUUUACAAAGGUUGUAGCAGAAAGGUGGGUAGUCUGUAAAAUGCUAUUGAUCUACUCAAUAACUGGUACUGUCCUGGAAAUCUGUACACGUUGUUUACAGCAUAUUUGAUUUUUAUACACAUAAACAAUGUUGUGUCUUGUAAAAACAAACUUAUACUAUGUUGUUUAAAUUAUUUACAUCAAAGUCUAAUCGCAA